This is a messenger RNA of Mesocestoides corti, 1689 nucleotides long. The record is from the annotation of a GenBank genome assembly. Lineage: Eukaryota; Metazoa; Platyhelminthes; Cestoda; Cyclophyllidea; Mesocestoididae.
CAAGGCAGAGUUGCUUGGUGCUGUGACCAAUUCAUUUCAAUGGUGGAAGUUUGUGUCUCACAUGACGCUGUAAGCAUGAACGUAGUCGCUUAUUGGAAUGAUCUCCGUUUCCUCUUACUAUUUCAGGAGCUUGAAUGCUCACAUUUGCGCUUGACUAUGGUCUCCUUAAACUUCUGCGUCAGCGAGCGGAUCCUGGACGCAAAUGACCGUCCUUGGGGCCUGCUCAGCACAAUCCGCGUUGAGUCGUGUCGGGCCCUGCAGUUAACCCGGUUCUGUCUGCGGCGAAAAAUGUCGGGAACAUCUACCGUGCCCUUGUUUGUGGGCAAUCUGAAAGAGAAUCUUUCUCAGUGCAUGUAUGAACGACUUCUGACGCGAAAGCUGGGUGAUCAUCUCAAGUGGGAGUCUAUUGAAGUUAUUUAUUACGAGAGCGGAUGCCUCGUGUUAAAUUUCUCUACCUUCGAACUGGCUGAAGAGGCCUAUGAGAAACUUCGGAAUGCUUACAUAAUGGAGCGUCCGCUUGUAGUACUAAUGCUUCCCAAGAUUCUGCCACAUUUUAUUCCAGUUGGUGUACAACCUCUCCUCGUUUUCGUUAAUAUUAAAUCUGGAGGCUGCCAAGGUAUCGAGUUGAUGACUGCUUUCCGAUGUCUACUUAAUCCCUUUCAGGUUUUCAACUUGGACGUAGGGGGUCCUCUGCCGGGCCUUUUCUGCUUUCGUCAGGUGGCUUCCUACCGAUUGGUUGUGUGCGGCGGCGACGGGACCAUCGGGUGGACACUUUCUUGCUUGGACAGUGUAGGUCAGGACGCCGCUUGCCACUCCCCACCCAUCGCCAUCCUUCCUCUUGGCACCGGAAACGACCUUGCCCGGGUCCUUAACUGGGGUUGUGGGUACACCUCGGCUGAGGGUCCCCUCCGGAUACUUAAAAAUAUUGCCGCCGCUGAGGAAGUCCGGUUAGAUAGGUCUGCUUUACACAUUCAAACCAAUUCUCAGAAUACAACUGAAGACAAUUCAUUUUUGGUCAUAAUGAAUAACUACUUUGGUAUCGGCAUCGAUGCAGAUCUCGCUCUUGAUUUUCACAAUGCGCGCUCUGAGAAUCCUUCAAAAUUCAACAGUCGGCUUCACAAUAAGUCUGUCUACUUCAAGAUCGGUCUCCGCAAGAUGGUGAAUCGCUCAACGUGCAAGGACCUGCAUAAAAAGGUUGUCGUUGAAGCUGACGGAAAAGUCCUCGAUCUUCCGCCCCUCGAAGGAAUCGUAGUGUUAAACAUUCUUUCGUGGGGUGGCGGCGCUAACCCUUGGGGCCUCGACAAGGAUGAGACUUUCUUCAAGCCGACCCACUACGAUGGUCUUUUGGAAGUCGUCGGAAUCUGCGGAGUCCUACAUAUGGGACAGAUCUACUCAGGCCUACGCUCUGGCAUCCGACUCGCCCAAGCCGCCCAUUUGAAGAUAAUAAUGAAGUCUGAGCUCCCAAUUCAGGUGGAUGGUGAACCCUUCGUCCAACCUCCUGGACAAUUAACUGUCUUACGCUCCGCUCUUAAGGUAAUUAUUUCAAAUUCCGCUUCUUUGGUUGCUAUCUGUUUUUUCUCAAAAUCCACAAUUUUCAGUACUGCCAAGACCCCUAAUCACGAUCUCUUCCUUUUUACCCACCCUGUUGGUUUCAAGCCAUGCCAACUGCAACUUUGGAUUUAUGGCUAA